UACUAGUUAAUUCGUGCAUUUAAACGCCAACAUUUAGAAUCGUGACUUUUUAAAAGUUCGAAUGGAAUUUAAAGUUUGGGUAACUGGGACCAUCAAACGCACGCAAAGUUAUAUUUCUCACACCGUCGGUACCUUUAGUCCGUGACACUCUCACGCUAACUUCCUGUCUUGUCGCGGCCGUUGACGCAGCCGCGUCGUCCUAUGUUUUCCUCGCGGACGGAGACCCCUCUCGCCCCGGCCAAACAGGCGGGGCGGUGGUGCGGCCGCGCUGCGCGGCGGAGGGAUUUGCGCGACGACAAAGAGACGAGCUGUUGUUAGCAGGCAGAUCCCAUUACAGAGGACGCAUGUUGUAAUAUGGUCGAAACAAAAGCGUAAGAAGCGAUAGGCCUGCCAGCCCAAAAACAAACAAACAAGAAACGAAACCAAUCCUAAAAUCUAAUCCGUUAAUGCGCAGUAACUUUUUAGUGGAUUUAUAGGCUACUCGCGUGGGAAAUGGAGAAGAAAAGGUGGGAUUGCACUGCUCUCCCCAAGGGCUGGAAAAUGGAAGAAGUGACCAGAAAGUCGGGUUUGUCAGCUGGAAAAAGCGAUGUCUAUUAUUUUAGCAGAGGAGACGAGCAAGAUGAGGAACAGAGUCCAUCUGGGAAGAAGUUUCGGAGCAAGCCUCAGCUGGCCCGUUACCUCGGCAACCAGAUGGACCUCAGCUCCUUCGAUUUCCGCACGGGGAAGAUGCUGAUGAGCAAGCUGAACAAGAACCGGCAGAGGCUGCGCUAUGACAACAACAACCAGAAUAAGGGCAAACCGGACCUGAACACGUCACUGCCCGUCCGACAGACGGCCUCCAUCUUUAAGCAGCCCGUCACCAAGGUCACCAACCACCCCAGCAACAAAGUGAAGACGGAUCCUCAGAAAGCCGUCGAGCAGCCGCGACAGCUUUUUUGGGAGAAGAAACUCGGUGGGCUCAAUGCUUACGACAUCGCAGAGGAGCUGGUGAAAACGAUGGACCUACCGAAAGGCCUCCAAGGAGUGGGCCCAGGCUGCACGGACAAGACUCUCCUGUCGGCUAUUGCGAGCGCUCUGCACACCAGCGCUGCUCCCAUCACCGGCCAGCUGUCUGCCGCUGUGGAGAAGAACCCGGGAGUCUGGCUCAACACCACACAGCCGCUGUGCAAGGCCUUCAUAGUCACGGACGAGGACAUCAGGAAGCAGGAGGAGCUGGUGUACAGCGUGAGGAAACGGCUGGAGGAGGCGCUGAUGGCCGACAUGUUGGCUCACGUCGAGGAGAACGCCAGCGACGGGGAGGCUCUGAAGGACGAAGGCAACAGCAGUGAAGAUAUGGAGAGCGUAUAGCACAGGUGUUUGUUUGUCGCACAACCACGAGCGGCCGGAGCCACGCAGCAGCCCGAUGGACUUUCCCUGUGUGUCCGCGUCCCGCUUCCACCUUUUUUACCCAGAGUGCCCCUCCUCCCCUCGCUUCAACGCAAAACACUAGUGGCUCAUUGGAGUCUCCGCUGGAUGGGGCUCUACCGCUUCGACGGCCUUUCAAUUGAAGCUCGGUUUGUUUUGGAAUAGAUCAUUGAAAUAAAUUCCCCCGAACUUCCAAAUCUAAAUAAUAACUUUUAAAAUCUGCCGUGUGUUAAAAUUAGUGUUUGAUGAAAGCGUGUUUUUCCUUUUUUUUUUGCUGAAAGGCUCUGAAUGGGUUUUGUGUUUUGGGCGACAGUCGUCAAAUUCAAACAUUUUAUGUUUGUGCUGUUUUUCUGUCCAUUUAUUUUGGGCAGAUUGGAAAUGAAUGUUUAGUAUUUCCGGCGUGUCUGACUCUGGGAUUAUACGAUGCACUACACAAGUGGCCGGACGCCAAACACUCUUCUAGUGGAACCAGUGGAGCUGUAACCCCCCCAGUUUUUAUUGUUACAAAGCGAUGUUGUAUUUCCCGACGGCUGUGUGACGUGAGUCCUGUUCCACGUUCACCGAAGAGGAGACGUGUUUGGAGCGUUGGAAGUUAAAGAUUUUUUAUAAAAUACCUCGAUGACUAUAUUGGGGGGGGGGGCGAGGGGUUGCUUUUACAAAAUAUUUAAACAAGGAUCUUUUCGUGGUCAUGAGUGACGUGCGGAUGGUGGGUGAAGGUGAAUAAUACAACGGCUGAUUCUAAAGCUAUGCGUCAUUUUAUUGUAAUACAGCCUGUAAACCGAGGAAAGACCGUCUCUGGUCUCGUGGCACGGUAGUAUAAUAUUGCCCCGGGCUGAGCAAUGGGGGGGGGGUUUAGGUGCUUACUGAUGUCGUUGCUGUUAAGGCUCCGUUUCUGUCGCGUGUGUCUUUUUUAACGUGUCGAUGUUGCCACACAGAAGCUCCUCUUAAUCCCACGCACAGGUUACAGCCGGUAUGGAUGUGACGUAGUUAUAGAUGUGAUUACUGAGGAGCAACGCUUUGUCUUUGUUUUUUUUAUCCCUGUCUGUCGAGGUGUGAUGGUGAAUAAUGUACCUGGUUAAAUCAUGAAAAUCACCUCUGAUUGCAAUGAAAUGAAUUUGAUUGUAUUACAUAUUAAAAUGAGUGAAUAUGUGAAACGCUGA
Gasterosteus aculeatus aculeatus (three-spined stickleback) is the source of this 2564-nucleotide messenger RNA. Lineage: Eukaryota; Metazoa; Chordata; Actinopteri; Perciformes; Gasterosteidae. The record is from RefSeq and is a predicted model, not a curated record.